AUGGUAGGGCUUAGAUCUGGAGCGAGAAAUGGCUCGCGAAAGCAGACGACUGAGACACCGAUGCCAGUACCCAUUGAGAUAAAUGAUUCAACGGAUGAUAAAGGACUUGAUGCCCGCAAGUUCAACUUCCAAGACUUGGCCACGGUUACACUGACUCAGACCUGCAGUGCGGUUGUAACGAGACCCAUAGCUGAGAAGUUGUCUGACCUAGAGAGUUUCACAAUCCCUUGCACAAUAGGCAACUUUGCAUUUGCUAAGGCACUGUGUGAUCUGGGAGCAAACAUAAACCUUAUGCCACUAACUAUCUACAAAAGGCUAGGCAUUGGAAGAGCUAGACCCACGUCUAUGCUACUACAACUGGCUGAUCGAACUGUGAAAAGCCCCUCCGCGAUUCUAGAUGAUGUAUUGGUGCAGGUUGGGAAGUUUGUGUUCCCAGCAGAUUUUGUCAUCCUUAAUUGUCGGGUUGACGAGGAAAUUCCCAUAAUUUUGGGAAAACCAUUCUUGGCCACUGGGAAAGCUCUAAUUUAUUGUGAAACUGGAGAGCUCAAAAUGAGAUUAAACGAUGAAGAUAUAACAUUCAACGUACAGAAAUCUAUGCGCAGACACAGUAAAUUUGCCGAUUACUCUCUAAUAGAUGCGGUGGAUGUAGUGUUGGAGGAGGACGAUGCAUCAUUGAACAUUAAAGACCCUCUAGAAGCUUGUCUCAUGAACUUAGAUGAAGCUAAUGGUGAAGACUUGGCAGAGUGGGUACUUGCUCUUGAAGGCCAAGGUUUUUGGAAAAGGAAGCUUGAAUUUGAGCCUUUGCACUUGGAUGAAAGAAAAACUCCUCCAGCUAAGCCAUCAAUAGAAGAUCCACCAAAGCUGGAAGUUAAGUCAUUGCCAUCUCAUCUUAGGGUAGCAUUUGAGGAAUUAAAGAAGAGACUGGUGACAACACCUAUUAUAGUUGCCCCCAACUGGGAGCAAUCGAGCUGA
Molecule: messenger RNA, 972 nt
Organism: Nicotiana tabacum (common tobacco)
Lineage: Eukaryota; Viridiplantae; Streptophyta; Magnoliopsida; Solanales; Solanaceae
Source: RefSeq, a predicted model, not a curated record